This is a messenger RNA of Oryza sativa Japonica Group (Japanese rice), 1813 nucleotides long. Its product is annotated as protein TRAUCO. The record is from RefSeq and is a predicted model, not a curated record. Gene Ontology annotation, cellular component: Set1C/COMPASS complex. Lineage: Eukaryota; Viridiplantae; Streptophyta; Magnoliopsida; Poales; Poaceae. Gene Ontology annotation, molecular function: protein binding; transcription cis-regulatory region binding.
CAGUAGUACGGGUUGAGCCAGGGAGGAAACCCAGAUGUAGUCCGAUUCUAGUUCAAUUUGCAGCCCAAGUUUCAGCAGUUUUUGAUCGAUUUUGCUAGCUCCAGUGAUCGCAGAGAUAUAUUUUCGGCGGUGUGCAGGCAGAAAACGGCAAACUGCUCUACCGUUUCCACUCGCGGGAGGCCGGGUGCCGGGUGCCGUGCACCGCAUCCUCCUCCCGCUCGCGAUUUCGCAAACCAAACCCAAACCGCGGGAGAGAGAGCAGCAAAACCACCCAAAUCCCCAAUUCCGACCCCAAAUCGCACAGAAACCCUCCCCAUGGCGGACGCCGCCGCCGACGACGAUGCGCCUCCCUCCCCACCCCCUUCCGCGUUCCACCCCGCGUCCGCCGAUACCCCCAUGUCCGACGCCACCCCAUCCGCCGCCGAUACCCCAAAUCUCCCCGACACCCCCGCCUCCGCCUCCGCCGAACCCGAGACCCCCUUCUCCGACGCCGCGCUCGCCGAUGCAUCCGAUGCUGAUGCCUCGGGCGUCGCCGCGCCACCCGACGACGACGGGACCAACCCGUUGGGCGGCGCCAUGAAGCACAUGGCCCUCGCGCCCCCGGCGCCGCCGAGCAAGAAGUCCAAGAAGAAGAACAGCAACAGCGUCUGGACCAGGCCCAACUCCCGCAAGGGCAAGAAGAAGGCCAAGCAGCCGGCCAACGCCCUCGCCGGCGGCAGCGGCGGCGCCAACGGCCGCCUCCCCAAGCCCUCCAGCGGCGAGGAUGAGCUCGUCCUCACCCCGGCGCCCCGAUUCGCCGCCGAGCGCAACGACGACGCGCCCGAUCGGCCCGUGCUCCUCUCCCGCGUCUUCAAGUCCGACAAGGUCGAGGUCUCCGACGACCGCCUCACCGCCGGCAGCACAAAGGGCUACCGGAUGGUGCGCGCCACCCGCGGCGUCGCUGCCGGCGCUUGGUACUUCGAGGUCAAGGUCCUUCACCUCGGCAGCACCGGCCACACCCGCCUUGGAUGGGCUACCAACAAUGCUGACAUCCACGCACCCGUUGGCUACGAUGUGUUUGGAUUCGGAUACCGCGACAUGGAUGGCACCAAGGUGCACAAGGCAUGGAGGGCCAAUUACGCUGAGCAAGGCUAUGGCGAUGGCGAUGUCCUCGGCUUCUACAUUCAUCUUCCUGACGGGGAGCUGUAUGAGCCCAAGCAGCCCUUCCUGGUUCACUACAAGGGGCUUCCUUUCCGCGCAGAAGCUCCCAAGGCGGCUGAGCAGAAGACGCCGGAUCCAGUUCCUGGUAGCGAGAUAUGCUACUUCAAGAAUGGGAUAUGCCAGGGCACUGCUUUUGUGGACAUUCCUGGAGGGCGGUACUACCCAGCUGCGUCAAUGUAUACACUGCCUGACCAACCAAACUGUCAAGUCAGGUUCAACUUUGGUCCCAAUUUUGAGUUCUUCCCAGAAGAUUUUGGAGGUCGAUUGAUUCCUCGACCAAUGAGUGACGUGCCUUAUAGACCAUUUGAGCUGGCGAAUGGCGGGCCUGCUGAAAAUGGUACUGCUGAAAAAAACAUUUAACUGCAGUGAAAAUUCUGCUUUAGUUAUGUAGAAUAGAGCAUAAUCAUGUAAUCCGGUUAAAGAGCGCGCAGGCUGAUUGGUUAGUUUGUCUGGUUAUUAAAUAUUUUAUCACCUGAGGUUCUUCUGGUUUGGCCAUUUGACCUUCGUGUAGCAACGCAUGGCUUCAAUCUUUCCCAUCAACGCAUGGCUUUAAUACUGUUAACACAAGAUUUCGUCAAUAAUGUUUGACAGAAUCUGAUACGUCAAAUAUUUA